Molecule: messenger RNA, 1426 nt
Organism: Saccostrea echinata
Lineage: Eukaryota; Metazoa; Mollusca; Bivalvia; Ostreida; Ostreidae
Product: neurogenin-1-like
Exons: 1
Coding region: 221-802 (193 amino acids)
Molecular function (GO): protein dimerization activity
Source: RefSeq, a predicted model, not a curated record
AGCUGUCUUAUUUUGUACAAUUCCACAGUAGUGUGGUCUCCAUAACCAGUGUACAAAGUCAAAUAUCGAUAAAACUGCAGGGGAUGCCGAAAUGAAAUUAAAACCCCAUGUGUAACACAAGAACAGAGCUACUGAAACAAUUCACCUGGAAAACAAGUUUACGAUAUAAAUUAAUAAUUUAAAAAACUUAACGAAGAGGAGAUAUUGAAGCUAUAGGAAAAUGAUGCAGGAACUGGUUAGAAUGGAUUCGUUCAUGAUUCCAUCUUCUGUAAUGCGUGCUAUCGACACAGACUCCACGCAGAAGACGGGCUUGCCUUGUGCGCUGACGUUUUCUAUCCAGGAUUUAAACAACAGCCCUCAAACAGACAAUAUGGAUACGGAGAGUUUUGGGACCCCUUCUUCUUAUCUUCCUAGUGAUAGCGACACACCUCUCUCCACCCCAGAAACUCCCAUUACCCCACGGCAUGGACUGGUGCGACCAAACCAUUUUUUAUUUCCCGGUGAUUCCGGCUUCCACGCUAGUCACAUCUUUCCUGUAAACGGCGAAAAAGUUUCACUGAAAAGUUCUACCAAAGCUAAAAAGCGAACUUCGGUUGCUCCAAGCAAAGACGUUCUGAAGCGCAGACGACUAGCGGCAAAUGCUAGAGAAAGACGUCGGAUGGAGAGUCUGAACGUUGCAUUCGAUCGUCUGCGAGAGGUGAUUCCCUCAGCUGGAGAGGACCAGAAACUUUCCAAGUACGAAACAUUGCAAAUGGCUCAGAGCUACAUAGGUGCACUACAGGAACUACUGGAGAAAAAGUGAAAAAUGAACAGAAAACGGAAUCCAAAGCGUCGUAUAUGCGACAAUUGGUUGAUUCUUAACUUACUGUACAGAAAAUAGAACGAAGUGUUAAUUAGAAAACCGAGAUGGAAUCGCUUUAAAAGGCCCAUCUAACGUGUGUUCUUAAAUGUACAUCACGGGUGACGCAGCGAAUUACAGGGAAGAGAUAGAUUUAAAUGUGCCUCUAUCUCGCCAAUCAGACCCGCAUAUAAUGGGGUGUCACAAUAGACGAUUUCCGGGCUAAACAGAAAUCGGAACAAAAUAUUGUGAUUAUGUAAUAAGAAACAGGAUCUCAUCGUCUCGUAAAAAUCGCCAUUAUUGUAGAGACAUAAAAAGACGUAAAAAGAAUUUUAAAAAAUUAUUCCGUUUUUCUGUGAAAUUGUUACAAUUAUGUAUAUUUGUAGCGACCAUUGUUGAAAGUUACCACUGCCUAAUGAAUUUAUGUGUAAAUUGCUUUUACGUGAAAUGCUAUAUGUAAACAUAAACAAUACACCGUGCCUUCCUAGCUCUGUUGUUAAAUAAGAGCUGCGUGUUAUCUUUUUUAUGAUAUUUUAUUCUUUUAUAUUGUGCUCCUUCUCCGCGCAGCUUUUUGUUCUAUGUUAACUC